This is a messenger RNA of Harpia harpyja (harpy eagle), 3074 nucleotides long. RefSeq lists its product as uncharacterized. The record is from RefSeq and is a predicted model, not a curated record. Gene Ontology annotation, molecular function: calcium ion binding. The coding region runs from base 268 to 657 and encodes 129 amino acids. NCBI's taxonomy places the organism in Eukaryota, Metazoa, Chordata, Aves, Accipitriformes, Accipitridae. The transcript has 3 exons.
CGCGCAGGGUGCCGGCCGAGGCGGGAGGCGGAGCUGCAGGGGCCCGGCCCGGCCACUCCGGCCUCCGGCCGCGGCGCCCCGGCCCCCUGCCCGCCCCCGCGGGGCCGCGCCUGGGCUCGGCGGGAGGUGGAUGCGGGGCCGGGGCUCCCCGCCCCCGCGCCGGCAUUGUGCUGCCGCUCGCACUCGGCAGGCGCGGCGGCACCGGGAACCCCGGGCGCCUGAGGCAGCCUCGCCGCCUCCGCCUCCUCCUCCUCCGGAGCUGGGCGCAUGAUGGCGGCAGCCGCCGUAGCGGCGGUGAGCAGCGCCGGGAGUGGCAGCAGCGAUACCUCCAGCACGGGCGAGGAGGAGAGGAUGAGGCGCCUCUUCCAGACCUGCGACGGCGACGGGGAUGGCUUCAUCAGCAGGAAUGACUUGCUGAUGGUGUGCCGCCAGCUGAAUAUGGAGUCGUCUGUCGCGGAGAUCAUGCACCAGCUGGGAGCAGAUGAAAAUGGAAAAAUUUCCUUCCAGGAUUUUAGUCAGUGCCGCAUGGAACUGGUACGAGAAAUCAGGAAGGAGGAAGUGGAGCUUUCUGUGAAAUCGGAUGACUCUUGUAAAAGGAGAAAGUUAAGGGAUAGGAUAGCUUCCUGGCCAACUAGCAGCAAUAACAGUUUAGAUUGACUGCACUUCUCCCUCACCAUCCCAUCAUCUCAUGCUCAUUGGCUUUUGGUUUCUCAGCAGAGCAAAUCUGUUUCGUAGCUCUGUUUAUUCUCCAUCUCAUCUCUUUUAGUGCUUCAGUCAUAUUUUGUCAUAGAGGUAUUUUGUUGUUAACAUUUCCUCUGUUUAUCCUUCCUUCAUAUAUAUUCUUGAAUUGCAAGACUAUUAACUCCGUAGUUUCUAUGCCCAUUUCUCCAUCACUGUCUGUACUGUAUCUUCAUCAUCCUUGGGCUCAAUUGCAUUUCCAGCCCAUGAAUCUCUUUCAGGAGCUGUAUCAGACAACAGUUAAGAACCAAGAUCAUGCCUAAUAUCUUUUUUUACUGGAUUAAGGAUGGUGUGUGUUCCCUAGCUCAUAAAAUUAUCUUCUGCCUCUGUUGCCUGUUUUUUUCAAUGCUGCCAGUGUUGUAUUUUCCUGCAAACCAGAAAACUCUUCUGCCCUCAGACUGCUGUACAAAGUUUCCCUGUUUGCUGACCAGAUUUCCAGCAACUUGGGUUUUAAAAUCUUCUUUCUUAGACAGACCAGCCUAAUAAUUAUGGUUUGUAAUAAUCAAGGCUAAAGACAGGUCCUAAGGCUAAAGACAGGUCCUAAGCUUUACCAGAGAAAGGUCUGCAUUAGUCUCAAAAUGUAUCCCGCAAAGAAAUCCUUAUUAAUUGCUGCCAAAAAAGUCAUACAUUAACAUUCAAAAUUGUUAAUGCAUACAAUUCAAUCCCUACUGUUUUCUUCUAUUUUCCAAUUCCUGUUAGUUGUACAAGAGUAAUUUAAUGCAUUUUUAAAGUUGGUGAGUGAAUUCAUAUUUCUUUUCAUAACUUUUUUUUCAAAAGUUAAGUCCAGAAGACCUUUGAAUUUCCUGCCUUGGUAUAUUUUGCUCUGUGCUGAUGAAGCCUGACUAUUUUACUGUACUGUGUUUUUAAACCUAUGGGGAAUUAAUGUUUUUUGUACUUGUCCUGCCUUGACUCUUGCAGAUUCUGUAAGACUUUUUAAUAAUUAGAGAACAUAUGGAGAUGCUCCCCCAUGUGAAUAAAAAACAGGGUGGUAGGAAAUAAUAAUAAUAAUGAGCCUUUAGAAUGCAACUGGUUUUUAUUUGGUUGUAAAAGAAAACCAUUGUGGCAGCACUGUUCAAGAUGUUCUACAGAUUUUUUUUUUUUUAAAGAGUCAAGGAAACACCACUGUAAUGUAUUUCUGUGAUAUAAACACUGCACAGAGUAUGAACAUAAUGAGAGCUGAGGAAUUAUACUUGCAGUCAAGCUUGAAUUAAAAUCUGCAUUUGCUUCCAUGCCUUUCCUGUCUUUGGGGGCUCACGUGUGUACUCACUAGUGAUCAAAGAGUUGACUGUGUUGUAUUGACUGUUUGCUAUUGCUUUCUAAACAUUGUUUAAGAUGGGAGACAUCAUCAAAUGUAUGAACUUGGUGGAUAUUCUUUUCUUGUGUAUCUUUUUUUUUUUUUUUUUUUCCCAGAAAAAGAACACUGUUUUUAAUAAACAUUAUUUUCAAAGAUAGUUUACAGGGCUUUUUUCAAGGCUAAUUUCUACGUAAUGUGUCAGCUGCUGAUAAUCCUUGAAAGCUCUUAUCAUCUAUCCAUGUGGGGUGCAUAAAUUACAAAAUUUCAAAAUUCAUUUGAGAGUCACUGAGUAGCGGGGGUCCUUGUGAUCUGGAGCAAAGGAAUCCAACCUCUGUCAUGGUGUGUAAUUGUGCAGAGAUUAGCAGUCAGACAGCAUUUUGUGCAGGCUUUUCUUGUGGCUGUUCACAAUUUCUUAACAAAGAAUGCAAAAAACAUAUGCAUAUAUAUAAAUAAAAGAUUAUCUUUGCUACCUAUAAUUUUUGCAUUUCAUUAUAAAGAAAAUAACUGGGAAAAAAGGUCCUAAGAAAAAUUACAUCUAAAUGACUACUGAACUUCAUCUCACCCAUCAUUUUUUAUCACGGACAAGGUUAUUCUAAUAGUUUUGCCCAACAAAUGUUUCCACUCCUGUGUUUCCAGGUGGGAAGCAGAAGUAGGGAAACUGGCUGACUAUUUUAGUCAAGGUACAAGACUCAGGUUUAUUAAUACCCAGUCAUACAUGUGCUCAGUAAGCCAAACCUGCAUCCCUAUCUAUGAUCUUGACAAUCAAAUGAGUGUAUAGAUUUAAAAGUUUAAUCUUUUAUUCAAUUGCAUGCAUAAAGACAUUUUUCAAGGUAUUAGAGUGAUGCUUUUUGCUGCUUGGAUAUCAGCAACUGAAAGCUAUUAUAAUGUAUUGUAGUUCUUACCCUACACUAUUACUGUCAAUGGGAGCUUUAACAAUAAUUUGCAAGUAAUAACCAGUAAUUUUUCUGUAAGUGAAAUGGAAUGUGAACUCUGUUAAUGUUCUUCUGACAUUGUUUAAAAUACAAUAAAAAUGAAUAAAUCA